Molecule: messenger RNA, 1175 nt
Organism: Solanum dulcamara
Lineage: Eukaryota; Viridiplantae; Streptophyta; Magnoliopsida; Solanales; Solanaceae
Exons: 1
Coding region: 267-1013 (248 amino acids)
Molecular function (GO): S-adenosylmethionine-dependent methyltransferase activity
Source: RefSeq, a predicted model, not a curated record
AAAAAAAUUAGUUGGACAUCACAUUACUAUUAUGGCCCCAAAACGCAUAAACGCAAACAACAUGAAGCACCGCAUGCAUCUUCUUAACCAUAAUAUAAUAUAUCUAUCCAUUUUUCUUCCUCAAUAUACCUCUACCCCCUACAUUGUUCUCUUCUCGGACCCCGCCGGAAUUUUGCCGGAAUCCAUUUUUUCCGGUAGAGAACUAACAAUCAGAAUACAUAUAGCUUUUUUUCAUUUUUGCCAUAAUUAUUGUAUAUAGUGAAUCGAUGAAAGAAAUUAGUGUUUCAUCAUCAUCCAUGAUGAUAUCCAAAUACAUAUUUUUUGGUGUUCUAAUAACAAUACCCAUUCUCCUUUUUCUCUCUCAUCAGAACUCAUCCUCCUCCGCCCUCAUCUCCACCACAACAACAUCAAAUUCUGAUUCGGAUCUCAAAAUCCGACCCGGAUACUCUACCUACGAUUUGUACAUAAAGAAACAGCUAAACAAGACACUCAAUCCCAAACUUCGAAAAAUCUGGACGACUCGUGAUUGGGAUAGGAAAAUUGAAGUUUUCACAAAAUUCUUCGCCGAAUUCAGAAAUGGUAAUUUACUCUCAGAUUCAUCGAAGGUACUCUGCAUUGGUGCCCGUAUGGGUCAGGAAGUGGAAGCACUGAAACGGGUCGGGGUUUCGGAUUCAGUCGGAAUGGAUCUGGUACCUUAUCCACCAUUGGUGGUGAAGGGAGAUUUCCAUAAUCAGCCGUUCGAUGAUGAGACGUUUGAUCUGGAAUUCUCUAAUGUGUUCGAUCACGCACUUUUUCCGGAGAAGUUUGUAUCGGAGAUCGAACGGACUUUGAAGUCCGGCGGGUUUUGUGUGUUACACGUGGCGUUAUCUAAACGAGCAGAUAAGUAUUCGGCGAAUGAUUUGUACAGUGUUGAACCGUUGAAGAAGCUGUUUAAGCGGUCUGAGUUGGUUCAUACUCGAACCGUUGAUGGGUUCGGUUUGGAUACGGAAGUUGUUUUCAGGAAAAACAGAUGAUUGAACCGGUUUUUUAAAAUGUUUUAACUUUUUAAUUUUUUAUUUAUAUUCCAGGUUGGACUAAUGCUGGAUAAUAAUUUAUUUUUUGAAUUUUAGUAAUUGUACUGUUUGUAGAGUCAAUAUACGUAACUUUUAUUCUUUGAACGAUAAGUUUGUGCCAAA